UCCCGCGAUAAGACGAUAACGCUACUGAACACAUGACGUCCGUUAGCUAAUGAUUCGAUAACACCCGUCGACCAUGGCCUGGUAGUGGCUGACGGCUGUUAUAGUUGUUACUCUUUGCCCCUUUCCCACCGAUUGGUCGUGUCUACACGUGUUGAGCGCGACCGGCAGGCGAUGAAGUCUCGUUUCCUUUCACCUUUUAUUAUUAGUAUUUAGUUUGCUUUUGCGACUGGACGAGCGUUCAAAGAUCAUGACAUUAUACAAUUUAGAAUAGAUGCUUAUCGUCGGAAACGUACUCAAUGGUUACUGUUUGACGGCGUUCGUGUGUGCAGCGUACUACCCUCAGUUCUUACAACACAGACAGUAAUUUCUUUUCUGAGCAGCAAGCAUUCGCAGUAUUGUUUCAUCUAUUCUGUGCGACUGUUCUGCAUCUACAAAAAUGGCUAAGACAUUAUCUUGUAAAAUAGGUCCAUCUAUUUUAAAUGCUGAUUUAUCACAGUUAUAUAAUGAAUCUCAAAAGUUGAUAGACAGUGGAGCCGAUUACUUGCACUUGGAUGUUAUGGAUGGUACUUUUGUACCUAAUCUGACUUUUGGACAUCCAGUCGUGAAAUGUCUAAGAACUAAGUUGCCCAACACUGUGUUUGAAACACAUAUGAUGGUUCAAAAUCCAAUUCAAUGGAUUUCUGCUAUGGCUGAUGCUAAUGUAGAUCAGUACACAUUUCACAUUGAGCCAUGUGAUGACGUUCCUUUAGUAUGCCGUAAAAUCAAAGAAGCGGGCAUGAAAGUAGGCUUAGCAAUAAAACCUGGCACUCCUGUUACAUCUGUUGAAGAAUAUAUAGAUCUAGCUGAUAUGAUUUUGGUGAUGACGGUUGAACCUGGAUUUGGUGGUCAGAAAUUUAUGAUUGACAUGAUGCCAAAAAUAGAAAUGUUAAGAGAGAAAUAUCCCACAAUGGACAUUGAAGUUGAUGGAGGUAUAGGUCCAAAUAACAUUGAUGUUUGUGCUAAGGCAGGAGCAAACAUGAUUGUAUCUGGAACCGCAGUGAUCUUAGAUAAAAAUCCACCUAAAGUUAUUAAACUUCUCAAAGAUGCUGUUAACAAGCAUUUAAAUAAAAAAUUAAAUUGUUAAUUUUAUUUUAUUUUAUGAAGUUUAUUGUUGUUAAUAAAGACAUAACAUUAAUUAAAAGUUUUA
Rhopalosiphum maidis (corn leaf aphid) is the source of this 1186-nucleotide messenger RNA. RefSeq names its product ribulose-phosphate 3-epimerase (gene Rpe). The coding region runs from base 437 to 1123 and encodes 228 amino acids. The record is from RefSeq and is a predicted model, not a curated record. Gene Ontology annotation, cellular component: cytosol. Lineage: Eukaryota; Metazoa; Arthropoda; Insecta; Hemiptera; Aphididae. Gene Ontology annotation, biological process: carbohydrate metabolic process; pentose-phosphate shunt, non-oxidative branch; pentose-phosphate shunt. The transcript has 4 exons. Gene Ontology annotation, molecular function: D-ribulose-phosphate 3-epimerase activity; metal ion binding.